Molecule: messenger RNA, 1089 nt
Organism: Fusarium coffeatum
Lineage: Eukaryota; Fungi; Ascomycota; Sordariomycetes; Hypocreales; Nectriaceae
Exons: 3
Coding region: 1-1089 (362 amino acids)
Source: RefSeq, a predicted model, not a curated record
AUGGCUACUACGACACUUGAGACUACAGCUCCGACUGCCGAGUUCACGACAGUACAGCUACUGACACCGGAUGGGCCUGUCUCCCGUCGCGUGCGAUGCGGCAAGCCACGUACUCCGACUCUGGAGGAGAUGCCCAUCAUUGACCUAACUGCCCUGGAUGGCGAUACGACAGCACGCAACGCCCUCGCCAUCAAGAUUAAAGCCGCGGCUGAGAAUACGGGAUUCUUCUACGUUUCCAACCACGGUAUUCCACAGGAGUUAAUUGAGGAGGCUCUCGAACAGAUCAAGAAAUUCUUUAGCCAGCCUCAAGAAGACAAGGAUCGGGUCGCUUUCACAAAGGCGGGGAAGUUCUGUGGUUACCACGGUGUUGGAAGCACACAAAUCAACAACAAUGAAACCAAAGACAACAAAGAAACUUUCUCCAUGCGAUAUGAUACCCGCAUCGAUACAACUCAUGAUUGUGCGGAUGACAUUAAUUCCAACUUUGAUUCCAUAGAUUUUGUGUGGAACGGGACAAGCCAUCUCCCAAAAUUCCGACCUGUCCUCACCAAAUUCUAUCAGAAGCGGCUGGAGUUGGCUCGUAAGCUGAUUCGUCUUUUUGCCCUUGCUCUCGAGCUACCCGAGGACUACUUUGACAACAUCAUCACAACCCCCGGUGCCGACGCAGUGCAUCUUCACUACCCUGGAACUGAUGAAACCGAUGAUAUAGACGUUGGUAUCGGCUCACACACCGACAUUCAAUGCGUGACUCUGCUCUGGCAGGAUAUGUCCGGUGGUCUUCAAGUUCUCUCGGCAGAUGACGAGUGGCUGGACGCUCGACCUAUAGAGGGAACUCUGGUUGUCAACAUCGGUGACUUCUUGCAGAGAUUAUCCAACAACCGUUUCAAAUCGACUGUUCAUCGCGUUUACAAUCGUCAAAAAGAAUCUCGUUACGCCAUGCCUUUCUUCCUAGGCUUUAACCCGGAUGCUGUCUGUGAGGUUGUGCCAACAUGUACUGAUGCAGAUCAUCCUCCUCUGUAUGAGCCUAUUUCGUGUGGACAGUGGCGCAGCUCUCGUCUAAGGCUAGCAGAAACCGGGAAAUUGAAUUGA